AGAAAAGUCACAGAGAGGCUUGCACAGCCAUCAGUCUUAUCUGGCCUUUGAUACAAAGUGAACCGACACUAAUAAAGAUAGAAGAGUGCAAGCAAGUUCACUUCACAUUGUUAGUUCAAGAGCCAUCAAAGCACAAUACGACCAAGGACUUUUCCUGAAUUUUGCAAGAAAAAGUGAUCUGUUAGGAACAUCCUGUUAGCAAGAAAUGUGCAAAAUGAUCGCCAAUAGCCACAGUGACGAUUCGCCGACCAGCUCCACCCCUGGGGAUUACAAUUUCUUGGAAAUGGACUUGGAAGAACAACUCAACACAGUGGACGAGAAGGUCAAGAGGGUAAACAAAUUCGUCCACGAACUCCAAUCCUUGAGUCCCGUUUGCGAGGAGGCACCCGAUGAUCUGAAAGAAAAACAGAUCUUUGUGCGGCGAAUUGUACAAGUGAGCACGGAAAUCCAAGACGCCAAGGACCUGAUUCUCGCCAUUUGCAAGCCUCGCGUCUCCGUUCGUCAACUUGAGCUGAUCAAUUCCUCGACGGAAUCUGAGGCCGAUGCCGCCAUCGACCCCAGCGUCCGCUUCUUCGGCCUCGAUUGGCAACAAAUCUUCGGCAAGUGCUUCUCGCUCAGCUUGAACCUCCAGAUCUUCCGUACCCAAGCCAUGGACGAUGAGUGUCAUCUCGAUCUCGUUUUGCUCAACACCAUUCUCAAGGACCUGACCAACGUCGAGGUGGACGUGAAUUCUCAUUGUGAGGCCGUACUCCACGGGCGGCUCUCAAAAUCUCAACAAUUGCUCAUUCAGCAGGAACAGAGGCGUUUCAGCUCCCUGGCCCCGCCCAAUCCUGCCGGCCUGGACCAUAAAGUGGCCAAAAGCCGAAGCUUCAGAGACACCACGGGACAGAAGAAGGUCCGACAAGUCCAACGGUACAAAAAGAACAAGACCACGGACUUCAAUAAGCUCACCCCUUCCAUCACCACCGGCAAUAUUAGUGGACAGCAGAACGAAAGAGAUCAGAAGAGCAUCGACAAGGAAUGGCAGGAAGUGCUUCAGGAACCGAGGAGAAAGACGUCGUUCAUCCAGAACGUGUCAUCGAUCUUUAAGAACAUUCGAUAGGCCCGCAAGAAUUCGAAGGAUAACUUUGAGACAUCAAAAAGUGCUGUUGAACUUGUCAUAAUUUUAUAGAGCAUCGCCAUGGGAAAAUAAAAAGUCCAAUAAUGUCAAAUGAAAA
Molecule: messenger RNA, 1217 nt
Organism: Tigriopus californicus
Lineage: Eukaryota; Metazoa; Arthropoda; Copepoda; Harpacticoida; Harpacticidae
Exons: 3
Coding region: 206-1102 (298 amino acids)
Source: RefSeq, a predicted model, not a curated record